Peronospora matthiolae is the source of this 249-nucleotide messenger RNA. Lineage: Eukaryota; Oomycota; Peronosporomycetes; Peronosporales; Peronosporaceae. The record is from the annotation of a GenBank genome assembly.
AUGGUGGACACUGCAUUGAAGCAUCGAGCUGAGUUUGCCUUUGCUCAGCUUGAGAACGAGAGAUCUCUGACAUCUCUUCGUGACGAGCUAAGGGUAGCUCGUGGGAUUGUUGAUCGGUCUCGGGCUGAGAUAACUGCUCUUCAGACCCUUGUUGAUGCCCACCAUCGGGAGCACAAGGCUCUCUGCGAGAUGCUUGAGCGCAAGGGCGUUCUUCAUCGGAAGAAGCAGCGUACUGAUGGUACGGCUUAA